This is a messenger RNA of Henningerozyma blattae CBS 6284, 1923 nucleotides long. It is a transcript of the gene SAS3, whose product is annotated as histone acetyltransferase. NCBI's taxonomy places the organism in Eukaryota, Fungi, Ascomycota, Saccharomycetes, Saccharomycetales, Saccharomycetaceae. Gene Ontology annotation, molecular function: histone acetyltransferase activity. The coding region runs from base 1 to 1923 and encodes 640 amino acids. Gene Ontology annotation, biological process: regulation of DNA-templated transcription. The transcript has a single exon. The record is from RefSeq and is a predicted model, not a curated record.
AUGACUCCAUUGCCUCGUUUCCUACGAAACCUCCAGAUUGAUGAUAAUGUUCACUCUGGAAUUGCAGCUGCCGUGCUUCGUGAUCCCGAUGCUCGUCCGGCUAAGCGCCCACGCCACGUGACAGCCACUCCACAGCCGUCGAAGUCACCUGACGUACUGGUGCCACAGCAAUUGCCAGAGCACGUGCACUCUUUAAAUCCAGAAUUAGCAGAUACGCCAUCAGCAGAAAACGCUGGCGAUUCUCGCUAUAACACCUGGCGACUGCCUCAGUCACGUGCAGAGGCUGACGCGUUGAGCGACUAUGUACUAUUUCCACGUACGAUUGCAAGAUCUCAUUCAUUGGGUAAGGAUUAUAAUCCAAAUGUAGUAGGAUUGAAGUAUGAUCCUCAUGUGUUUUUUAAUUUCCAUCGUUUGGCACGUGUGCGACCAAAACAACGAGAAAUUGAAGAAAGACAGAGAUUGAGUGAUAAGUCACGUGAUGCAAAGCAUCACGUGACACAUCAUGUGCCACGAACUAUUCCGUCACGUGCCGACCGUCGGCGAUUCCGUCGUCUUCUAACAGAUUCCUUACCUGCUUCUAAUGUUAAUACUAAUGUUCCUCUUACGAAUAUUGAUAAUCCAAUUACAAAUAUUUCUGAAUUCACUUCUUCUGAUGGCAUUCAAUACGUUUAUUUAGAUGAUCGUGAGAUUAAAACUUGGUUCCGUUCACCUUUCCCACCUCAUCUUAAUCGUAAUAAAUUAUUAUUUGUUUGUCAACAUUGUUUACGGUAUACUGGUUCCCGUUAUGCUCAUACACGGCAUCGUGUGAAAUGUCCAGUAACUUUUCCUCCAGGAAAUGAAGUUUAUCGUGAUGGUAUUCUUUCCAUAUGGGAAGUAGAUGGUCGUGAACAAGUACGUUAUUGCAGAGCACUUUGUCUCUUGGCUAGACUUUUCUUACAUUCCAAGACUUUAUAUUAUGAUGUGGAACCCUUUAUAUUUUAUGUUUUAACUGAAAGAGCCGCCGAUGGCAAAUGUCGACUGGUAGGCUAUUUUUCACAAGAAAAAUUAAGUGCUGCUGAUUAUAAUUUAAGUUGUAUCUUGGUAUUACCCACUUAUCAACGACGUGGAUAUGGCCAUUUUUUAAUUGAUUUUUCAUAUCUAUUAUCUCGUCGUUCAUUCAAAUGGGGGACACCAGAGAAACCCUUGUCUGAUUUAGGUUUACUCUCAUAUCGUAGCUUUUGGACUCUUAAAGUAUGUCAGACUUUACAAAUGUUAAAACCUUUAGCAGAACGUGCUGAUGAUGGUGAUGAUUUCAAUAUCACUUUGGAAUUAUUAGCGAACCUUACUGGUAUGCUUCCAGUAGAUAUAGUAUUUGGAUUAGAACAAUUACAACUUUUGUAUCAUAAACCCACGUCUCAUAAAUAUUCCAUUCGAAUUAAUGAUUGGCAAAUUAUAGAUUCCAUUGUCGAUCGUUGGAACGCUAAGGGGUAUGCUACGUUGGAUCCAACAAAAUUGUUAUGGAAACCAAUGAUUUUUGGUCCCUCGUGUGGUGUUAAUGCUGUGGGGACUAUUGAAACAAGUUCUGUAAGCACACCUGCAAACCCAAACAUCUUUGUCAAUAAACCUACAAGUCCCGACCCUUUCAAAAAAUCUAUUGAAAUGUUGGUCAAUUUCAUGCAAGAUGAUCUUGCAGAUCCUCGUACAAUGGAACGUUCUACUUUGGACACCCUAAUAAAUAAUCCAAUUAUAACAACUUCAGAAUUUUAUCAUCCAGGUGAAUGGAAAUUAUGUUUUAUUCAGCCACAGUUAAAUCACAAGGACUUACAAUUAUCAAGGAAAAGGUAUAAAUCAAAAAGACAAUUAAUAGAUGAGGAAGAUGGGUUACUUCAUACAGAUGAUGAUACUUCUAGUUUGACCGAUGUAAAUAUAGAUUCAAAUAUAUAA